Messenger RNA from Sphaeramia orbicularis (orbiculate cardinalfish), 2925 nucleotides. Its product is annotated as protein NLRC3-like. The annotation marks the transcript as partial. The record is from RefSeq and is a predicted model, not a curated record. The transcript has 5 exons. NCBI's taxonomy places the organism in Eukaryota, Metazoa, Chordata, Actinopteri, Kurtiformes, Apogonidae.
GAGGAGAACAUCUGCACUUUUGUCAAGAAUGAACUGAAGAAGUUCCACCAGGUUCUGAGUACAGAUUACCCAGAAUGCUUAGAGAGUCUGAGUGAUGAGGAUGAAGAACAGAGGAGGAGCUCAGAGGCUUUUCUGAAGAUCACACUGAACUUCCUGAGCAGGAUGAAGCAGGAGGAGCUGGCUGAGCGUCUGCACCGCAGAAGUCAGUCUGGAGUUCAGUGGCUACUGAAACAUAACCUGAAGCAGAAGUUUGAGUGUAUGUCUGAGGGCAUCGCUAAAGCAGGAAACCCCAAAACCCUCCUGAACCAGAUCUACACAGAGCUCUACAUCACAGAGGGAGGGACUACAGAGGUCAACCAGGACCAUGAGGUCAGACAGAUUGAAACAGCAUCCAGGAACCCACACAGACCACCAACAACCAUCACAUGUGAAGACAUCUUUAGAACACCACCUGACAGAGAUCAACCAAUCAGAACAGUGCUGACAAAGGGCGUGGCCGGUAUCGGGAAAACAGUCUUAACACAGAAGUUCAGUCUGGACUGGGCUGAAGACAAAGCCAACCAGGACAUCCACUUCAUAUUUCCAUUCACCUUCAGAGAGCUGAAUGUGCUGAAACAGAAGAAGUUCAGCUUGGUGGAACUGGUUCAUCACUUCUUCACUGAAACCAAAGAAGCAGGAAUCUGGAUCUUUGAAGACCUCCAGGUGGUGUUCAUCUUAGAUGGUCUGGAUGAGUGUCGACCUCCUCUGGACUUCAAGAACACUCAGAUCCUGACUGAUGUUACAGAGUCCACCUCAGUGGAUGUGCUGCUGAUGAACCUCAUCAGGGGGAACCUGCUUCCCUCUGCUCGCCUCUGGAUAACCACACGACCUGCAGCAGCCAGUCAGAUCCCUGCUCAGUGUGUUGACAUGGUGACAGAGGUCAGAGGGUUCACUGACCCACAGAAGGAGGAGUACUUCAGGAAGAGGUUCACAGAUGAAGAACAGACCAACACAAUCAUCUCCCACAUCAAGACGUCACGAAGCGUCCACAUCAUGUGUCACAUCCCAGUCUUCUGCUGGAUCACUGCUACAGUUCUGGAGGACGUGUUGAAGACCACAGACAGAAGACAACUGCCCAAGACCCUGACUCAGAUGUACAUCCACUUCCUGGUUGUUCAGGCCAAACUGAAGAACAUCAAGUAUGAUGGAAGAUCUGAGACAGAUUCACCCUGGAGUCCAGAGACCAGGAAGAUGAUUGAGUCUCUGGGAAAACUGGCCUUUGAGCAGCUGAAGAAAGGAAACCUGAUCUUCUAUGAAUCAGACCUAACAGAGUGUGGCAUCGAUAUCAGAUCAGCCUCAGUGUACUCAGGAGUGUUCACAGAGGUCUUCAAAGAGGAGAGAGGACUGUACCAGGACCAGAGGUUCUGCUUCAUCCAUCUGAGUGUCCAGGAGUUUCUGGCUGCUCUUCAUGUCCAUCAGAUCUUCAUCGACACUGGAGUCAAUCUGCUGUCAGAAGAACAAACCACAUCCCAGAGGUCUGGAUCUGCACAGACACAGUUCUACCAGACCGCUGUGGACCAGGCCUUACAGAGUCCAAAUGGACACCUGGACCUGUUCCUGCGCUUCCUCCUGGGUCUAUCACUGCCGACCAAUCACAGACUCCUACAAGGUCUAAUGAAACAGACAGGAAGUAGCUCAGAGACCAAUCAGGAGACAGCUGAGUACAUCAAGAAGAAGCUCGAUGAUAAACUGUCUGUAGAGAAAAGCAUCAACCUGUUCCACUGUCUGAAUGAACUGGAGGAUGGAUCUCUGGUGGAUCAGAUCCAACAGUACCUGAGAUAUGGAAGUUGCUACACAAAUGUUCCAUCUCCUGCUCAGUGGUCAGCUGUGGUCUUCAUGUUACUUUCAUCAGAUAAAGAUCUGGAUGAGUUUGACCUGAACAAAUACUUUCCUACAGAGAAGGCUCUUCUGAAUUUGCUGCCAGUCGUCAAAGCCUCCAACAAAGCUGUGUUGAGUAUCUGUAACCUGUCAGAGAGAAGCUGUGAAGGUCUGUCCUCAGUUCUCAGAUCUCAGUAUUCUAGUCUGACUCAUCUGGACCUUGACAACAUGGACCUGAAGGAUUCAGGACUGAAGAUCCUGUCAGAUGGACUAAGGAGUCCAGACUGUAAACUGAAGACUCUCAGACUGUCAGGAUGUCUGAUCACAGAGGAAGGAUGUUCUUCUCUGGUCUCAGCCCUAAAGUCCAAUCCGUCCCAUCUCAGACUGCUAGACCUGAGCUACAACCAUCCAGGAGCCUCAGGACAGGAGCUGUCUGCUCUAGUGGAGGAUCCACACUGGACACUGGACACUGUCAGGUUGGAGCCCAGUGGAGUCCGAUGGUUGAAACCAGGUCUGAGGAAGUGUAAGUGGAUUUACAUUGGAUUACAAAUGAAACCCAACCUGAACAUACAGUGAGAGCUGGUACCACAUUAGAAAACACAUCAACUGUCAGUGAAGACAGUGGGUGAGCUGACAGCUGAUUGGUCAGGACACGGAUCACAUGACACAAAUACCCUGAGGGACGAGUCCUCAGAACCUCAGACCAUUGGCCAAUCACACCUCCUCUGUCUUUAUGGAUCAUUGUAGUGCCGUUCUUGUGCCGCUGGCUGAUAAAGGUGGAAGACGAACAAACAAAGUCAAAAACACAGCUGAGUCGAUCAGGAGGAAAGUUUGUCACAGUAAGAAGUUCAACCAAAACAUCAAAUCACAUCCAUAAAUAUUUAUUAUCCAUUAGAUAAAGGCUGUAAUAUUAUGGAUUUUAUGGACAAUUAGGAAAAAGGGAAAGAGGAAAUUAAAAAAUCUGUGUAAAGGUCAUCACUAAUACAGUUUGUUUUUGAUCAGAAGGUUUUUGACAGUGAACUUGGAGACGCAGACUGAACAGAACCAUUGGAAUGAAAUGUCAGUAAA